Molecule: messenger RNA, 3662 nt
Organism: Acanthoscelides obtectus
Lineage: Eukaryota; Metazoa; Arthropoda; Insecta; Coleoptera; Chrysomelidae
Source: the annotation of a GenBank genome assembly
AUGGAUUGCAUGUGCGGUUCUUUGAAUAUCGUUUCGCUUGUAUACCAGCUAUUGGAUAUGCUGAAAUUCUACACGAGGUUUGAAAUCAGCGAUGAAUCCGGCGACCCGCUCACAGACCACGACAUGACACAAAUUCACUACUCUCGGAUUACAUCUUUACAGAAAGCAGCAUUUGCGAAAUUUCCAGACCUGAGAAACUUCGCUUUGGCAAACGUGGCCAGCGUUGACACAAGGAAGACACUGGAGAAACAUUUUGGACAGUUGAGCCAGGAAAAAUUACGCUUAAUUGCAACUUACCUAAAUCUGGUCCCACCUCCUGGAAAAGAAGACGAGUUCAAGUGGUGCAGGUUGGACGAGAUAUUUCUAAAAGAACUUUUGAUAUCACGACAUGAGAGAAGGGUCUCGCAACUAGAAGCACUGAACGAAAUGCCCCUUUAUCCUACCGAAGACAUCAUCUGGGAUGAGAACAUCGUACCUACUGCCUACUUCUCUGGAGAAGGUUGUCUCGCUCUACCGAAGCUAAAUUUGCAAUUCCUAACACUCCACGAUUAUCUGUUGAGGAAUUUCAAUCUUUUCAGAUUGGAGUCAACAUAUGAGAUAAGGCAGGAUAUCGAGGAUGCUGUUAGCAGGUUGUGUCCUUGGAAAGCUGAAGAUGACAGUAUCUACUACGGUGGUUGGGCACGGAUGGCACAGCCGAUAACGAAUUUCGCUGUAGUGGAAGUGGCAAAGCCUAAUAUCGGGGAGAAACGACCAAGCAGAGUACGAGCUGACGUUACUGUUAAUCUGUCUGUUAGGCAUGAAAUUAAGUCAGAAUGGGAGAAUCUGCGGAAGCACGACGUGUGUUUCUUGAUCACCGUGAAGCCAUUGAAUCCAAUAGGUACGAAGUAUAACUACAAAGAACCGUUCCUCUCGCAAGUCGGUUUGGAAUGCGUGCGAGGCUGCGAGGUAGAAGGGAUGCUCGACAGCAACGGCAGAGUGAUAGAAGACGGUCCUGAGCCGAGACCGCAGCUCCCCGGCGAACAGAGGACGUUCAGAGUGUGGCUUGACUGCAAUCAAUACAGGGAUGACAUGAACAAGAUCAACCAAGGCAAAGAGGAUGUCUACGAAAGCUUCAAUAUUCUGAUGCGCCGGAAACCGAAGGAGAACAAUUUCAAAGCCGUGCUAGAAACCAUCAGGGAAUUGAUGAAUACCGAGUGCGUUGUGCCUGAGUGGCUCCAUGACAUUAUUUUAGGAUACGGGGAUCCGAGCGCGGCGCAUUAUACGAAAAUGUCCAACCAAAUUGCGACCACGGAUUUCAACGAUACCUUCAUCGACAUGGAUCAUUUAAGAUCCUGCUUCCCCGGUUACGAAAUCAAAGUGAAGACCGAUGAUCCGAAAAAAUUAGUGAGACCGUUCAAGUUGUCGUUUGGUGAUCUUGGCAAGGAAGACGAAGAAGACCAACGGAAGGUGAUCACCGUCGAACCGCAUAUGAUUCCUAGGCGGGGACCGUACACGUUCAACGAACCUAAAAAGAAUAUGAUACAUUUCACACCGACACAAGUCGAAGCGAUCAAGUCCGGCAUGCAGCCAGGUCUGACGUUGGUAGUCGGUCCACCGGGAACUGGAAAAACCGAUGUCGCCGUACAAAUUAUCUCAAAUUUGUAUCACAACUUUCCUAACCAGAGAACGUUGAUCGUGACUCAUUCCAAUCAAGCGUUGAAUCAGUUGUUUGAGAAGAUCGUCGCCUUGGACAUUGACGAGAGGCAUUUGCUUCGUUUGGGUCACGGCGAGGAAGCGUUGGAAACCGAGCAGGAUUUCAGCAGAUAUGGACGAGUGAACUACGUGUUGGCGACACGGUUGGAUCUCCUGCUGGAAGUUGAAAGACUACAAAAGUCGAUGAAGGUAGAAGGUGACGUGGCUUAUACGUGCGAGACUGCAGGCCACUUUUACCUCUAUCAAGUCUUGUCUAGGUGGGAGCAUUUUCUAAGUGUGGUCAAGCCUCUCGGUGCAAAGGACGUGCACAGAAUCAAAGACGAAUUUCCAUUCCACGAGUUCUUCGAGCUGGCUCCCCAACCGCUGUUCAAAGGCGUCAGCUUCGAUGAGGACAUGGCGAUGGCGGAAAGCUGCUUCCGGUACAUCGAUCACAUCUUCAAGGAGCUGGAAGAGUUCCGAGCGUUCGAAUUGCUCCGAUCCGGCCUGGAUCGAUCGAAAUAUCUGUUGGUCAAAGAAGCGAAGAUCAUAGCGAUGACUUGCACGCACGCCGCUCUCAAGAGAAAGGAAUUGGUCGAGAUCGGAUUCAAGUAUGAUAAUAUCCUGAUGGAGGAAUCGGGGCAGAUAUUGGAAAUCGAGACUUUUAUUCCGUUGCUGUUGCAGAAUCCGCAAGAUGGUUUCAAUCGACUAAAACGUUGGAUAAUGAUCGGCGACCACCACCAACUGCCUCCAGUCAUAAAAAAUAUGGCGUUCCAAAAGUACUCGAACAUGGAGCAAAGCUUAUUCACGAGGCUGGUACGACUGGGCGUACCGACCGUAGAUUUGGACGGGCAAGGAAGAGCUAGGUCGAGCAUUUGCGAUCUGUACAGAUGGAGAUACAACCACUUAGGGAACCUGAAACACGUCGAGUCGUGGAAGGAAUACCAACUGGCUAACGCUGGGUUCGAGUACGACUUUCAGCUGAUCGACGUGCAAGAUUUUAAUGGAGUUGGAGAGUCGGAGCCCAGCCCUUAUUUCUAUCAGAAUCUAGCAGAGGCCGAAUAUUGUGUGGCGGUGUUCAUGUUUAUGCGACUGAUUGGAUAUCCUGCAAGCAAAAUCACAAUCUUGACCACGUACAAUGGACAGAAACACUUGAUUCGGGAUGUGAUAAAUACUAGGUGUGCCAACAAUUCACUUAUCGGGAAACCACACAAGGUGACAACUGUGGACAAAUACCAAGGCCAACAAAACGACUACAUACUGUUAUCUCUGGUUCGAACGAGAGCUGUGGGCCAUUUGCGUGAUGUCAGGCGAUUGGUUGUAGCCAUGUCGCGUGCCAGAUUGGGGCUCUAUAUUUUCGCCAGGGUAGCGUUGUUCAGGAAUUGUUUCGAGCUAGCUCCAGCACUUGAACAGUUAACAGCACGACCGACAAGAUUGCACCUGAUCCUGGACGAAGUGUUUCCAACUAGUCGACGUAACGACCAAAAACCUAACAUGAGGCCGAUGAUGGUUAGGGAUAUGACACAGAUGGCCAACUUUGUGUACACGCUUUAUCUAGGCAGAGUGAAACAGAUGAAAGAUUAUUACGAGCAAAUGGGGCAUAAAUGGGAGAAACCAGGCGAGGUGAAGGUCCAGAAGCAUGAAGGGUUGAUUUCGUCGCAUCCAGGCGAAGAUAGAGACACCGAUAGUGAAGACGAAGGAGACAGUGGGAGACAAUUGCCUGUUCCGAUAGAAGAAGAGCCUAUUGGUGAAGGUGAAGAGCAAAGGCAACAGGCUGAAAUGCAACAGGAUCAGACUGAAAGAGAUGAAACUAGAAUGGAAGCAACGAAUGAUAGUACCCGAAUGGAAACUGAAGAUAUAGCUGAACGAGAACCAGAGACCAGCGAAGAGACUGAGAUGCAAUGUGAAGUUGAUACUGGUGAAGCAGAAAACGAUGAGUGAUGAGAUAUACUACUCGAGUGUUAUCAGUAUUUUUAAGAAUAAACAUUUUUACC